AAUCUGGCAACACUGAGUCCUCCAGUGUUGUUUACUUGACUCCAGCGUGUGUGUGCGUGUGUGUGCGGACCGAGGGGCGGAAGCUGUCUCCGUCAACCAUGGCCGCCCUGCUCAAGAAGAGGGCCCUGGCCGAGUACUGUCAGACUGUGGUGGAGGAAGCGCCCAAACCAGCCAAGCGUCUCCAUCUUGUUCGCCGUAGUAAAACAGUGGACCACAGUGACUUCAGCACUUCAUCCUUGGACACUGUGGACCCUCAGCAGCUUCUUCCUGCUCUUGUCAACCUUCAUAGUUCCCUGCCAGUAACUGAGGUAACUAUGCAAAGGAUGGGUCUGAUGGUUGGCUUUAUGGGUGAUUCCCAGAGUGAAGUGGUCCAGGAGUUGAUGAAGUUGCUGCUUAAUGACAGCCUCCCGCCCAUCAUCACAACCAAGGUCCUCUCCCUCCUUGCCAACAUCAUCACCACACACACACAGGCCCAGCCAGUGUUUGAAGAGGUGAUGAGGGUUGCCCAGAGGACCAAGUCGAAGAAGGUGCUGGCUCAGGUGGUGCACUCAGCGUGUGCCCUGGCCCAGUGUGUUCCUCCUGACCCCAAGCUACAGGACCAAGUGAUCCAGUUGGCUCUCUCCCACAUCACCACCACCAAAUUCAUUAUUCUAGUGCGUUGCCUUGAGGCAGUGGGAACCUUGUGUCCAGUGGAGGCAGGCCGUAUCCAGUCAUCAAUCAUGAACACCCUCAUUGACCACACUUCCCAUCAGGACAACAGAGUCAGGACAGCUGCCUUCAAUGCGCUGAUGGUUGUGCAGGAGAAGGGAGUGAAGCUGCCUGCAGAAGUAUAUGACAGUGCUUGCAAAGCUCUGAGUGAUGAUUACCAAAGUGUACGAGCAGCUGCACUCCUCCUCAUCAAGGUGGCUGCUGAGAGUGAUCCUGAACGUUUGGUGCCUAUUCCUGACAGUGACCUGCACAUGAGACUGGUGGACCAUGCCUUCUCACAGAUCUGUAAUGUUGUGAAUGACAUCAAUGUAAGAGUGAGGACUCAGGCAGCUUCCCUCCUUGGCUCCAUGGCAGGCAUAUCAGAGAAAUUUCUACAGCAAACCCUAGACAAGAAGCUGAUGUCUAAUAUGAGGAGGAAGCGGUCAGCUCACGAGAGGGCCCUGGCAAUGUUGUCCUCAGGGGAGUGGUCAUCAGGGAAGCGGUGGGCAGAUGAUGCACCCAAGGAGCAAGUGGAGGCUGACUCGGUAUCCAUUAUCAGCACUGGCUCCUGUGGUGCCAAUGUUCAUGGCCUUGAAGAUGAAUUCCUAGAGGUUCGCAAUGCAGCUCUUGAUGCGAUAUGCUCCUUGGCCCUGAAUAAUGCACAGUUUGCCAACCAGUCAUUGGACUUCCUUGUUGAUAUGUUCAAUGAUGAGAUUGAAGAAGUUCGCCUGAAGGCCAUACAGACCGUCUCAUUUGGCCACACUCCCAACACCACAACACUACCCCAAUAGAGGCCCUAUCUGAAGAGCUACCCUCUGAAACAGACUGACGUAGGUCGUGCGCUUUCUAUCCCUGUUGCCUGGCGGCUGCCAGGAUGCGUGUCCGAAAUUCAGACGCUGCACAGGUUAUCGCAUUUUCUUUUCUUUUAAGGUGCUGCCUGUAGCACCAGUAGGCUUUCUUGAGGGGUCUCUUUAGUGACCACAGCCCGUUAGUGGCACAGGUGAAUUUCAUAGUGUCUGCCAUGAUAUUACUCUUGCUUGACCCAUGCUGACCUCCAGUGCUCCUCUUGAUCAAAGUCAUUGAAGUUAAGGUUAAUUUAAGAUCUGGGCAGCAUGUGGGUAAUCUUCCACCACUUGGCAUGGUUUGAAAAACACGUGUGUUUCGGAGGGACUUGAAUCUAGGUCCACGGGCUCACCACGCCUGCACGCUGACCACUCGGCCACCGCAUUCCCAGUACGUAUGGUGAAAGGGAGCCUGAUGUAUGGUUGAGAUGUUGCUGAUAUUGUCGCAGUGACUUUGUGUCAAACUGGUGACUGCUCCGUGAGACUGAUUUGAUAUAUGUUAACUGCAUUUUUUUUUUACACAGCAAGGGAGGCAGCUCAAGGGCAAUAAACAAAAAACAACAACAAAAAAAGCCCACUUGAUGAUGCUCCAACAAAAGAAAAUAGAACGAGAGGCCAAAAGAGAAGUCAAUUUUACAUGGAGAGGUGUCUUGAUACUCUUGUUUUGAAAGAGUUCAAGUUGUAGGCAGGAGGAAAUACAGACAAAGGAAGGUUGUUCCAGAGUUUACAAGCAGAAGGGAUUAAAGAAUGAAGAUGCUGGUCAACUUUUGUAUAAGGGAUUUGGACAGUAUAGGGAUGAGCAAGAGUAGAAAGUCAUGUACAGUGGGGCUGUGGGAGAGGGGGAGACAUGCAGUUAGCAUAGUUUGUCAAUCCAACUCCAGCUAUAUGGGCAUGUGGCAUGCUACCCAAAAGUCAACCCUGCUUAGCGGGUUGUAUCUGUAAAAGAUGACCCUGAGUGGAGGAGCCCAAGGGGCUGCCCAAAAAGUUUGUGGCUUGAGCAAGUUGAUAGAUCCAGCCAGGAGGUACUUAGGAUGGGGAAGGGGGCCUGCAUAGAAAUUUGCCUGGAGAAACCCCUAGUGUCGUAUGAUGGGCAAGGCAUUGUGCCCCCCACCAUAUUCCCCCGCUGAUUGAUUGAUUGAAUGAAUUGAAACUCAAUCUU
Eriocheir sinensis (Chinese mitten crab) is the source of this 2688-nucleotide messenger RNA. It is a transcript of the gene IntS4, whose product is annotated as integrator complex subunit 4-like. Bases 99 to 1478 code for a protein of 459 amino acids. The record is from RefSeq and is a predicted model, not a curated record. Gene Ontology annotation, biological process: snRNA processing. NCBI's taxonomy places the organism in Eukaryota, Metazoa, Arthropoda, Malacostraca, Decapoda, Varunidae. Gene Ontology annotation, cellular component: integrator complex. The transcript is spliced from 11 exons.